AUGAUUGCUAUAGACGGGUUUAAACUAUUCAGGAAUGAUCGUAAUCGACACGGGGGCGGAGUAUGCAUAUAUGUGAAAAAUAAACUAACAAAAUUUCUGCUGCUGGAGAUCCAGUGUGGUAUUGAUAAGAUUCUUUUAGGGGUGUACUACAACCCUCCGAAUGUAGAUUGCUCGGAAACACUUCUAUAUCAUUUCGAUGAAUAUACUGUCAAGUAUAAUUCCACAUUUUUCCUGGGUGACUUCAACACAGACCUGCUAAAGCACACUGAUUUCAAGUGGGACAAAGAAAAACUAAUGGAACGAUUCUACGAUGGCGACCAGGAAAAGCUGUUCAAGGAUGCGCACGUAAUCAACCCAUUUCGAAAACCGAGCACAGUCAGUAAGCCAAAGAUCAAAAAGUCUGGAACGGAGGAUUGUGAGAUUUGUUAUUCGUCAUUUCCCCCCAGUAUGAUGACUGGGUUGGAAUGCGGUCACCGUUUCUGUAAGCAAUGCUGGCAAGAGUACCUGACUACCAAGAUCGUCGAAGAGGGACUGGGCCAGUCAAUUGCAUGUGCGGCUCAUGGGUGCGAUAUCCUUGUGGACGACGUGACCGUAAUGCGGUUAGUGCAGGACCCGCGUGUCAAGCUCAAAUAUCAGCAUCUGAUCACGAAUAGCUUUGUUGAAUGUAAUCGUCUCCUGCGCUGGUGUCCCUCGGUGGAUUGCAACUAUGCGCUCAAAGUGCAGUAUGUCGAUCCCCGUCCGGUCGUGUGCAAGUGUAAUCACGUGUUUUGCUUCGAGUGCGGCGAGAAUUGGCACGACCCAGUUCAGUGCCGUCUACUGAAAAAAUGGAUUAAAAAGUGCGAUGACGAUUCGGAGACGUCCAACUGGAUCGCCGCCAACACCAAGGAGUGUCCGAAAUGCAAUGUCACGAUCGAAAAGGAUGGUGGCUGCAAUCACAUGGUAUGUAAAAAUCAAAACUGCAAGUACGAUUUCUGCUGGGUUUGCUUAGGAUCUUGGGAACCUCACGGUUCAUCUUGGUAUAACUGCAAUCGUUACGAUGAGGACGAGGCACGCGCAGCACGUGAUGCUCAAGAAAAGUUUAGAUCGUCUUUGGCAAGAUACCUGCAUUACUACAACCGUUACAUGAACCACAUGCAAUCGCUGAAGUUCGAACACAAAUUGUACGCUUCGGUUAAAGCCAAAAUGGAAGAAAUGCAGCAGCAUAAUAUGUCAUGGAUUGAGGUUCAAUUCCUGAAGAAAGCUGUGGACAUUCUCUGCCAGUGCCGCCAAACGCUCAUGUGCACCUAUGUGUUUGCUUACUACCUGCGAAAAAAUAAUCAAUCGCUUAUCUUCGAGGAUAAUCAGAAGGAUCUAGAAACGGCCACGGAGAAGCUUUCCGAGUUCUUGGAACGAGAUAUUACGUCGGAAAAUCUAGCCGACAUCAAACAGAAAGUACAAGACAAAUAUCGGUACUGCGAAAAGCGUCGGAAGGUGUUGUUAGAUCACGUGCACGAAGGCUAUGAAAAAGAUUGGUGGGAUUACACCGAUUGAUAAAAUAUUUUCAUCGACGACGACGGGGGUUUCCCUCCCGGGAUUCUCCAAACAAGUAGAAUCCAUAUUGGCACACACUCAAAAUCGAAUGAGUGAUGGUGAGUCAGGAAAAAAAAACGCAAAAAAAUGUAAUAGAAAAAUCAAAUAUUGGCG
Topomyia yanbarensis is the source of this 1683-nucleotide messenger RNA. Its product is annotated as E3 ubiquitin-protein ligase ariadne-1-like. NCBI's taxonomy places the organism in Eukaryota, Metazoa, Arthropoda, Insecta, Diptera, Culicidae. The transcript is spliced from 3 exons. The record is from RefSeq and is a predicted model, not a curated record. Gene Ontology annotation, biological process: positive regulation of proteasomal ubiquitin-dependent protein catabolic process; ubiquitin-dependent protein catabolic process; protein polyubiquitination. Gene Ontology annotation, molecular function: ubiquitin protein ligase activity; zinc ion binding; ubiquitin conjugating enzyme binding. Gene Ontology annotation, cellular component: ubiquitin ligase complex; cytoplasm; nucleus. The coding region runs from base 1 to 1530 and encodes 509 amino acids.